AUUGACAUCACAGCUGUUCGUUUCGUCUGCCUGUGUUCUGUGUCGCUUGAUACAAUUUUAUUUUAAUAAUUAGACAGUGAGUGAAAUUCCGUUUUCCUAACGUACAGGGAUAAUAGAGCUACCACUAGAUUAUAUUUUUCUUUAAGUGAUUGUGUGCCAGGUGCAAUCUUAUGUAGACGAUUCUUACGAAGAUCAUACGCGAAAGUAACUCAAAUACUAUGCCUCUUUUUGGUAAGUCUCAGAAGAGCCCUGCGGAGUUAGUGAGAUCUUUGAAAGAUGCGGUUACUGCGCUAGAGAGAGGUGACAAGAAAGCUGAGAAAGCUCAGGAGGAUGUGAGCAAGAAUUUGGUUCUGAUCAAGAACAUGCUCUAUGGUACAUCUGAUGCAGAACCACAAACUGAUAUCAUUGUAGCUCAGUUGGCACAGGAACUCUACAACACAAAUCUCCUGCUUCUACUGAUCCAAAAUUUAAACCGCAUCGACUUUGAAGGAAAAAAGGAUGUGGCCCAAGUGUUCAAUAAUGUUUUGAGGCGUCAAAUCGGCACCCGGUCCCCAACCGUUGAGUACAUAUGUACCAAGCCGGAGAUUUUGUUCACCUUGAUGUCAGGAUAUGAACAUCAGGAAAUAGCGUCGAAUUGUGGCACUAUGUUGCGGGAGUGUGCUAGAUAUGAAGCUCUAGCUAAGAUAAUGUUGUAUUCAGAUGACUUUUACAAUUUCUUCCGUUAUGUAGAAGUAUCAACUUUUGAUAUUGCCUCCGAUGCCUUUUCUACUUUUAAGGAAUUAUUAACUCGUCACAAAAUAUUAUGUGCUGAGUUUUUAGAAGCAAACUAUGAUAAGGUGUUUAGCCAUUAUCAACGAUUAUUGAACUCUGAAAACUAUGUCACCCGACGGCAGAGCCUCAAGUUGCUAGGAGAAUUGUUACUUGAUCGACACAACUUUUCUAUAAUGACUCGGUACAUCACAAACCCUGAUAACCUUAAACUGAUGAUGAAUAUGUUAAAAGAGAAAUCACGUAAUAUACAGUUUGAAGCCUUUCAUGUCUUUAAGGUGUUCGUAGCCAACCCCAAUAAACCAAAACCAAUACUGGACAUUCUGUUAAGGAAUCAAGACAAGCUGGUAGACUUCCUCACCAAGUUCCACACGGACCGCUCCGAAGACGAACAGUUUAAUGACGAGAAAGCUUAUCUAAUAAAGCAAAUCAAAGAGCUCAAGCCAUUAGAACACUAACACAUUUAUUUUAUUGCAUUUUAUUAAAAUCGCCACUUCCUCCUCAAAAGAAGUUAGUUAUAGAUGCUAUUAUAUUUAAACGCUUCUAAGUCACCAGAGGGUAUUGUAUCGCGCUGAGAUAGGGCUCGCAAGUCGCAAAAGGAAAAACAAAACGUAACGCCUCCACCAAACAGGUGCGGGAGGCGAUACUGACCGGUUCAAUAGUAGAUGAUCAUUUCACAGCUGUUACGAUCGCAUGCAGUAUUGAAAAUAUCGGCCGUAUUCACAAUCUAUGAGGUCUCACAGUGCGCUCGAACGUAUAGUGUAGGUUCCACCAAUCAGAUCAUUGUAAAUUGACGUGAUACAGUAAUCUGAUUGGUGGAACCUACACUGUACGUUCGAGCGCACUAUGAGACCUCAUAGUAUCGUUUGUGAAUACGGGUGUAUGUCUCUUUGAGAUAAUUCGGACAGAAUUCCGUACCUGUGUGGCGAGAGGCGAAAUUCUAGUGGAUUUUACAUUCGGUCUGUGAUGAUUCAGGGAAUGAAAGUGUAUUUGUGCUACGAGCAAAUUAACAUUUUUUUAAAUAAAGAUUUGUAGGGAUUAGUGUUAUUUUAAUGAUUUCACUUAUAUCUUUUGUAAGUUGUUAAAAUCAUUUUUUAGUUUUUAUGACCAGUUUAGUGACAGUUCCUAAGUCACAAUGGAAAAUAGUAUAUAUUUUAAUGAUAUUUUGUAACAUUACAUUAGCCUAUGAAAUAUGAACUAUUGUUGAAUAUCACAACAGAAACGAAAAUCGGAAAGUCGAGAUCUAAAGACUUGUAAAUAUGACAUCUUAUUUUUGUUUUAUUUUGUACUCACGUUAGGUAUCAGAAGCAUAGAUUGUUGAAUAUGAAGGAAAUAUAUUUUAUAUAUUGUCAGUAUUGGUUACUUAUUUAUUAUGCGAUAGUACCUAAUAUUGUUCCAUAUUUUUUCUGUAUAUUAUUACUUCGAUAACGUUUGCAAAAGUGCUUGAAACAUUGUAAUACCUAGAUACAUAAUGCAAAUUUUUCACCAUUUGUAUGGUAACUGUCAAAAUUGUUUUUGUCCUAUAUUUUAUUUUAUUUUGUCAGCAUCAUAAAUGCUAUUAAUUACAUUUUUGAAACUGAAUAAAAUAUUUGUAUCACUAUUUACUAAUUUUAUUUCACCUGCCAAAUAGAUUUUGCAUAACUUUUAGGGCACAAGUUUCGGAUAAUCGAUUAAAACAGCCAUUUCUACUAUUAUAAUUUUAUUAGAUAAGUAAUCCACUGUACACCUUACUGUUAAUUCCUAUAAUACCUAGGUACAUAUAUUUUUAAAGUAAAUUUUUCAUAUCACAAAAAAUAUAAUAUAAGUAUUAUACUUAAAAGCAAAAACAACAUGGUUUGUAAUAUUGCCUGAAGAAAAAGGUUUGUAUAAAUAUUCUAGAACUCUUAAAUAAACUUAGUAUAUGCACUCUAUAACCACGUUAUUUUCCUUAGGUGUUCAAAUAAAUUCAAUUUUUAUAGUGGUACCUAAUGCCUGUAGAACCUAAGUUGUGGUCUAAUAACCAAGCUCUUGGAUUGGUUUCAAGGGAUCCCAGGGUCCAAUCCUUUAUUUCAUGUAGCUUUUGUACUCUAGCUGCAUAGAAAUUAUGACUAAAAUUAUGAAAGAAGCGUUCUCUAAUUGUUGCAUUUCAGAAUGAAAUACCUAUACUGUUCACUGCACAAAGCAAAUACCAAUACCAAUAUUUAUCUCAAGCUUGUAAAACAUGCUUUAUCAAUGAGAUAACAAAAUUUCCAAAUCAAAACAAAUAGGUAGGAACAAAGUGCUAUCAAUACUAUAACGUUUUUCUGUUGACAGUCGAUACACAAAUCCGAAAGCAUAAUAUACGCCUACAUAAUAUAGCGGCAGUGCUCAAUUGGUCAAGAAAAUUGGCAGUGCUUAUAAGUCUUCUUUAUGCAGAUAGGUACAAUCGUCGCAAAUCUUGUUGGACUCUGGCGGGUCAUGGUACAAUUCUGUUAGUUUUUGUUACUCUUUGGCAGUCUGUGCAGGUUUGUCACGCGACUCGUCUAAUAGACCUAAGAAGCUUUGCGACGAUUUUAGACGUCU
Messenger RNA from Maniola jurtina (meadow brown), 3309 nucleotides. It is a transcript of the gene Mo25, whose product is annotated as protein Mo25. Gene Ontology annotation, biological process: intracellular signal transduction. Bases 219 to 1226 code for a protein of 335 amino acids. NCBI's taxonomy places the organism in Eukaryota, Metazoa, Arthropoda, Insecta, Lepidoptera, Nymphalidae. The transcript has 7 exons. The record is from RefSeq and is a predicted model, not a curated record. Gene Ontology annotation, molecular function: protein serine/threonine kinase activator activity.